This is a messenger RNA of Cicer arietinum (chickpea), 2208 nucleotides long. The record is from RefSeq and is a predicted model, not a curated record. Lineage: Eukaryota; Viridiplantae; Streptophyta; Magnoliopsida; Fabales; Fabaceae.
AUUGAGACCAAAAUAAUUUAAUGUCAUUAAUGUAUAACAAAUUAUCUUAUUAUGCGUAUGACUUUUAAGGUAAAUUACAAUUAAAAUAAAUAUUUUCAACUAAUAAAAUAAUAGUUAAUGAUCAAUUGACCAUCUAAGACAUUUAACCUACUCUGGUACAUAAUAUUUUUAACAAAUUAUUGAGCACGUAAAUCUAAACCAUAAAAAGAGAAGAUAAUUUACUUUUAUAAUAAAAAAUUUCAUUAUAUAUAUAGUUAUAUUGAGAUAGACUUUUCAUCCAAAAAACAAGUUCUAUCUCUAACAAAUUUGUCUUCCUUUAUUUUUUUCCAAAUCGAAAUUAAGCAUGGCUAGAGUUAGAGUUUGUUUGAGUGGAGCUGCACUUUCUGUCAUCGUUGUCUCCAUCGUGAUUGUAACAUUGAUUUUCACCGUUUUCAAACCCAAAGAUCCUAUUGUCACAUUCCAUCUCUCACAUGUCGAUUUCCUUUCACCAACUUUACCCUUAAAUUUGACUUUAGGCGUGAUGAUGACAAUUGCAAACCGAAACUUUGGAAGUUUCCAAUAUGAAAGUUCAAUUGGUUAUAUAUCUUAUCGUGACAUUAUGGUAGGAAGUGUUCCACUUGAGGCAGCGUUAAUCCCAGCACGAAGUGAAAUUAAUGUGACAACUAAGGCACAUUUUAUGAUUGGAAAAUUGUUACAUAAUCCAAAUUUUUGGAUGGAUGUUGUUCCUGGGAUGAAAUUUAAUUUGACUUCAACGGCUCAACUUCCUGGUAAAGCAAUUAUUUUGAACUUUAUCAAAGUGAAGGCUAAGUCUUACAACAAUUGUCAAAUCUCUGUUAACAUGACUUCUAGUGAUGUUCAGAGUUAUUGCAUUUCCAAACUCAAGUUUUCAGUUUAGGAGAUGUGAUUUUAAUUAUAUUAUGUCUUUCAAAUUGUUUUAUUUACGUUGAUAUUACAAAUGUUUCAAUAAAGAAGAUUACACGAUUGUUCAAAAAGUUAUUAUUUAAUUUUGUAGAAACUUUAACAAAAAAUAUGCAUACUUCACAAUAAAGUUGCAACUCCCCAUUCCAGGACAUUACAAAUGGUGGUAAUAAAAAUGAAACCUUGAAGCAUAAUAGUUGUGUCAUGUUACUUAUUAUGUAUUCUUUGAAGUAUAUAUAAAAGUUUAUCUACCAUAAUAUUUGCUUUCACAUGGAUAGUAAUAUGCUGUUAUUUCAAGAGUGACAUUAAAAAAUUGUAGUGGGUGAUUAAAGUCAACAAAUAUCACUACUAAUUUUAUUUAUAAUUUUUUUUUCAAAGCUUUUCGUCUUAUUUAACAAAUUAUCACUACACAUUUUUACACUUAUUUGUUUCGAAAAAAAUAGCAAAUUUUUUUGUUAAAAGAAUUUUGAAAAUUUUGUCGUGAAUUUAUUUUUGAAAAAUUCAUUUAAGAGAUUAGUUCGAAACUGAUUUUAACUAAAAAUUUGUUAAAAAUUUUAAACUGAUUUAUAUUUAAAAUAUUUAAAAUUCAAUUUCAAAUCAUUUCAGAUUCAGAACUGAAUCGAAAAUUAAUGCGUUUUUAUUAAAAUGGUUUUCAAUACCUGAAGUAAACCAUUAAUAAAGCACAAUUCAAUUAAUCUUUUAGACCAUCAAUAUAUCCCUUCUCUAUAUAAUAGUUAACAAAAGAAAAUUAACAAGAAGCCAAAUAUUCCUUUAAGAAAAAGCCGAAUAAGGUGUCAAAACAAAGGAUCAUUUUAAAUUGAUGGGCCAUAAUGUGGACAUGCUUUUGGUUUUAGGAAUCUCAACAGUCAAACCCAAAUUAGGAGUCAAGAACCGGUACUAACAUUUGUUUUGAAUUAUGACCACUGAACCUAAUUAUGUAUAUUUCAAAAUUAAAAAGACAAACAAACUUUAACAUGCAUGUUUAUAUUAAUAAAUAACAGGAAAAUUUAUAUAAAAAUGGUUACGUAAAUAUAUAUAAUUUUAAAAAAUAGACAUGGAGCCAAACCAUAUUGUCUUUAAAUCCAUCCUUAUAUAUCAUAUUCAUGUAUAUAUAGAACAAUAGACUAAGAUUUCAUUAUAACAUUUUCAGAUAGAUCUUCCACCCCAAAAAACAAGUUCUAUCUAACAACAAUCAUUAUUAUUAUUAUUUCAUAAGUAGAUAUCAAAAUUUUAAUUUGUUGUAUUUUUUCCCAAAAAUUCAAUUUCUUUUAAUCUCCUCUAUAUACUCAA